CGGCGGCAGGGUGGGGAGAGGAAGUGACGUCAUCACGCCCGGCGCGCGGGGGGCGGGCAGCGGAAGGAGGGCGGCGGCCAUCUUUAGUGCCGGCAGGAGCGGAGCCGGGGUCCCGAUGCCGGCGGAGAAGAUGGCGGUGGACGGGCCCGAGCAGAUGGAGAUGGACGAUGGGAAAGGCGGCACAGGGCUCCGGCAGUACUACUUGUCCAAGAUCGAGGAGCUACAGCUCAUCGUGAAUGAGAAGAGCCAGAACCUGCGGCGCCUGCAAGCGCAGAGAAAUGAGUUGAAUGCUAAGGUGCGCCUGUUGCGGGAGGAGCUGCAGCUGCUGCAGGAGCAGGGCUCCUAUGUGGGAGAAGUGGUGAGAGCCAUGGACAAGAAGAAAGUGCUUGUCAAGGUGCACCCGGAGGGGAAGUUUGUGGUGGAUGUGGACAAGAACAUCGACAUUAAUGAUGUGAGUGUCCUGGGGCCGUGGGAGGGGAUGCCACCGCUCCCUCCAGGCAGCCUGGCGCUGCCUGAUCCCUUCUCUGCCGCGGGGAUGCUGAGCUCCCCUUUGCUCUUGCUGCAGGUGACCCCAAACUGCCGCGUGGCCCUGCGCAAUGAUAGCUAUACGCUGCACAAGAUCCUGCCCAACAAAGUGGACCCUCUCGUGUCCUUGAUGAUGGUGGAGAAGGUUCCGGAUUCCACUUACGAGAUGAUUGGGGGCUUGGACAAGCAGAUAAAGGAGAUCAAGGAAGUGAUCGAGCUGCCCGUCAAGCACCCUGAGCUUUUUGAGGCGCUGGGGAUCGCCCAGCCCAAGGGCGUACUGCUCUAUGGACCCCCCGGAACAGGCAAGACCUUGCUGGCCAGGGCUGUGGCCCACCACACUGACUGCACCUUCAUCCGCGUCUCAGGCUCCGAGCUGGUGCAGAAGUUUAUUGGUGAAGGUGCCCGCAUGGUGCGGGAGCUGUUUGUGAUGGCCCGGGAACAUGCUCCCUCCAUCAUCUUCAUGGAUGAGAUCGACUCCAUCGGCUCCUCCCGCCUGGAGGGGGGCUCUGGCGGGGACAGCGAGGUGCAGCGCACGAUGCUGGAGCUCCUCAACCAGCUCGAUGGCUUUGAGGCCACCAAGAACAUCAAGGUGAUCAUGGCCACCAACCGGAUCGACAUCCUGGACUCAGCUCUGCUGCGCCCUGGCCGCAUUGACAGGAAGAUCGAGUUCCCCCCUCCCAACGAGGAGGCUCGCCUGGACAUCCUCAAGAUCCACUCCCGGAAAAUGAACCUGACACGGGGCAUCAACCUGCGGAAGAUUGCGGAGCUGAUGCCAGGGGCGUCGGGUGCUGAAGUGAAGGGGGUGUGCACAGAAGCUGGCAUGUACGCGCUGAGGGAGAGACGGGUGCAUGUCACACAAGAAGACUUUGAAAUGGCUGUUGCCAAGGUGAUGCAGAAGGACAGUGAGAAGAACAUGUCCAUCAAGAAGCUGUGGAAGUAACGGUGAGGCUGGGGCUGCUCCUCGGGUGGCGUUGUCUCUAAUAAAGUGCUGCUAAUGGCCA
Messenger RNA from Harpia harpyja (harpy eagle), 1526 nucleotides. It is a transcript of the gene PSMC5, whose product is annotated as proteasome 26S subunit, ATPase 5. The record is from RefSeq and is a predicted model, not a curated record. The coding region runs from base 116 to 1465 and encodes 449 amino acids. The transcript is spliced from 11 exons. Gene Ontology annotation, cellular component: proteasome regulatory particle, base subcomplex. Lineage: Eukaryota; Metazoa; Chordata; Aves; Accipitriformes; Accipitridae. Gene Ontology annotation, biological process: proteasome-mediated ubiquitin-dependent protein catabolic process. Gene Ontology annotation, molecular function: ATP hydrolysis activity; proteasome-activating activity; ATP binding.